Juglans regia (Persian walnut) is the source of this 1032-nucleotide messenger RNA. RefSeq lists its product as uncharacterized. Gene Ontology annotation, molecular function: RNA-DNA hybrid ribonuclease activity; nucleic acid binding. The coding region runs from base 1 to 1032 and encodes 343 amino acids. The transcript is spliced from 3 exons. The record is from RefSeq and is a predicted model, not a curated record. Lineage: Eukaryota; Viridiplantae; Streptophyta; Magnoliopsida; Fagales; Juglandaceae.
AUGGCUGAGCUGAUUGAUGCUGAUUCUUUAACAUGGAAGACUAACUUAGUAGAAGGUGUUUUUAACUCUAAUGAGGCACUACUAAUCUGUAGUAUUCCACUCAAUUUGAGGAAUAACAGUGACCAAAUGAUAUGGGUGAGCAAUGCAAAGGGUGUUUUCUCUGUGAAGAGUGCUUAUUUCUUGGAUUGCCUUAUCAAACAACAGUCUGUUGGUGAAGCUUCGAAUGGAGUGGCUGUGUUACUGAAAAGACAGAUUGUGGAAGAUGGCUUGUGUCCUAUCUGUCAAAGCAAUGAGGAGAAUGUUAUUCAUGUUCUAUGGAAUUGUUCUGCUGCUAUGGAUGUUUGGGGGGAGAGAGAGAGUCCUCUAAACAAAUGGAGCUCUGUUUAUAAGGAUUUCAGAUUGUUAUGGUUGGACAUGGUUAACAGGUUGGAUGUUGUGCAGCUAGAUCAAGCGGCUGUUAUUCUUUACAAGAUCUGGGCUAGAAGGAAUUGUUUUGUCUUUAAAAACAUUUUUCAUAGUCCACUUGCUUUAGUUAAAUCAGCUUUGAAUGAAGUAGAAGUUUUUCAUGAAUCUCAGGUGAGAUUAACUUAUGUUGCAGACAGACUACUUCCACAGAUCAAUGCAGUAGAAUGGAGGCCACCAGCAGAUCCUUUUUAUAAGUUAAACUUUGAUGCUGCCUUUGAUUCUGAGAAGAGGUUGAUGGAAUGCUAUGCACUUUUAAGAAGCAUCAAGUUGUGCCACGAGUUAUGCUUAUACCAGGUAGUGCUUGAGGGUGAUGCAAAGGCAGUAGUAGAUAGUGUCAAUGGAUAUAACAACAACCAUUCCUGGCAAGGGCUGUUGAUUGAAGAUAUACAAUUCUUUAUGAAGGGACAAGCAGAUUGGAGCUUAAAGUUUACUAAGAGACAUGGAAAUAAAGCUGCUCAUAUUGUAGCAAAGCUAGGCAUGUAUCUAGAUAGUGAAUCAGUAUGGAUAGAGGAGGGCCCUCAGGAAGUUUUGUCAAUCACUUUGCUUGAGAAGCCAUGUACUGUUUGA